Messenger RNA from Limanda limanda (common dab), 2213 nucleotides. Its product is annotated as inositol-3-phosphate synthase 1-A-like. Gene Ontology annotation, cellular component: cytoplasm. The transcript has 11 exons. Gene Ontology annotation, biological process: phospholipid biosynthetic process; inositol biosynthetic process. Bases 66 to 1718 code for a protein of 550 amino acids. The record is from RefSeq and is a predicted model, not a curated record. Gene Ontology annotation, molecular function: inositol-3-phosphate synthase activity. Lineage: Eukaryota; Metazoa; Chordata; Actinopteri; Pleuronectiformes; Pleuronectidae.
AAGUUCUGCAUGUGUUUCCAUCAUGUGACGCAGUCAGUGUGGUUCAGGGAGGAGUUUCUUCAGCCAUGUCGGUGAACAUUCAUGUGAACAGCCCCAAUGUGAAGUACACAGAUACUCACAUAGUGGCUCAGUAUCCCUAUCACACCUCUUCAGUAACCAGGGAGGGGAACAACCUGACGGUGACCCCCAAAACCACCGAGAUGACGUUUCGCACUGAGAAGCGUGUUCCCCGGCUUGGUGUGAUGCUGGUGGGCUGGGGUGGCAACAACGGCACCACAGUCACAGCAGCUGUACUGGCCAACAAGCUGGGUCUCACCUGGAGGACAAAGACUGGAGUGAAGAAAGCAAAUUACUUCGGCUCCCUCCUGCAGGCUUCUUGUGUUUGCGUGGGAUCAGGGCCUGAAGGCGACGUCAACGUGCCCUUUCGUGACCUCCUACCCAUGGUGCACCCUGAUGAUAUCGUCUUUGAUGGCUGGGAUGUGUCCUCUAUGGAUCUGGGUUGUGCUAUGGAGAGAGCUCAAGUUCUCGAAUGGUCCUUACAAGAGCAGCUGCUACCACUCAUGAGCCGCAUGAAACCCAGACCGUCCAUCUAUAUCCCAGACUUCAUUGCUGCAAACCAAGAGAGCAGAGCUGACAAUGUCCUCCCUGGGACCCUGGCAGAGCAGAUGGAGCGGAUCAGAGCCGACAUCAGGGACUUCCGCCUGUCGAGUGGUGUGGACAAAGUAAUCGUUCUGUGGACAGCGAACACUGAGCGUUUCUGUGAUAUCAUACCGGGGGUCAAUGACACCGCCAAAAAUCUGCUAGCUGCAAUCCAGACCGGAGCUGAGGUUUCUCCCUCCACUCUUUUUGCAGUGGCAAGCAUACUGGAGGGCUGCGCUUACCUCAACGGUUCCCCGCAAAACACUUUUGUCCCAGGGGCCAUCGAGCUGGCGAUACAGAAGGGCGUGUUCAUUGGAGGGGACGAUUUCAAAUCCGGUCAGACCAAGAUCAAGUCAGUGCUGGUGGACUUCCUGGUCAGCGCAGGGAUCAAGCCGACCGCGAUCGUCAGCUACAACCACCUCGGCAACAACGAUGGGAAAAACCUGUCUGCUCCGCAGCAGUUCCGCUCUAAGGAGAUCUCCAAGAGCAACGUGGUGGACGACAUGGUCCAGUCAAACCCCAUCCUGUACCGGCCUGGAGAGAAGCCUGACCACUGUGUGGUGAUUAAGUAUGUCCCUUAUGUGGGGGACAGCAAGCGUGCCAUGGACGAGUACACCUCUGAAAUCAUGAUGGGCGGGCACAAUACUAUUGCUAUGCACAACACCUGUGAGGAUUCUCUGCUCGCCAGCCCCAUCAUCCUGGACCUGGUGAUCCUAACAGAGCUUUGUCAGCGUGUGACUGUGCGGCCUCAGGGGGAGGAGGACUUCCAGUCCUUCCACAGUGUCUUGGCACUACUCUCCUUCCUCUGCAAGGCCCCACUGGUCCCAAAAGGCACUCCAAUCAUCAAUGCCUUCCACAGCCAGAGAGCCUGCAUAGAAAACGUUAUGAGAGCGUGCAUUGGCCUCCCUCCUCAGAAUCACAUGCUUCUGGAGCACAAGCUGAAGAGAAACUUCCUGCCUCCACCUUCCACCUACAUCAACGGAGAAGUAGCGGCUAAGAAAAAAGCCAUCUUCACAAACGGGAUCCACAGUUCAACAAAUGGCUUCCAUGCACAUGAUGAGGAUGCAUGUGAAAUAUGAUUACAGACACAAUACUACAUUCCUAAAUACAACGGUAACUGAAACAAAAUGAAAACCUUGUUUGUAAAAGAUCAAGGGCCCUUAUUGAUCAAGCUGUCAUCACAAAAAACAAGCUGCUAUCAACUUGACAUUUAGGUGAGAUGCAUUUAAUAUGAUGGGUAUUCGGAGCAUGUUGUCCUGUUAGAGAUAGACAUGGUUUUACGCAGAAUUAACCAUUUAAUGGUUUUAACAGAUACAUUUUGUAUUAUUUUAGUUUUUUUUUUUGUAGGUGUUUGUACCUUUAUUCAAGCUCUAAUUCAUCUUCAGUAAAUUAAUGUACUGUAGAUUUUCUUGAUGAAUGAGUGGCAUCUUUGUAUCUUGUGUUACUGUCUAUCAUUGCCUGUUUGCUUUCUCCAAAUGUUUUUGUGAAGCUGAAAUGUAAUGUUAAAGAGUAACUUGGCUUACUUAUAUUCAGCCAUCUAUUUUCUGUUGUUUGUGGUUGACAGGUCAAGCAUU